Molecule: messenger RNA, 2866 nt
Organism: Dunckerocampus dactyliophorus (ringed pipefish)
Lineage: Eukaryota; Metazoa; Chordata; Actinopteri; Syngnathiformes; Syngnathidae
Gene: csnk1e
Product: casein kinase 1, epsilon
Exons: 11
Coding region: 619-1881 (420 amino acids)
Biological process (GO): signal transduction; endocytosis; peptidyl-serine phosphorylation
Cellular component (GO): nucleus; cytoplasm
Molecular function (GO): protein serine/threonine kinase activity; ATP binding
Source: RefSeq, a predicted model, not a curated record
UCCCGUGCCACACUUUGGACACCUAAAUUCUCUACAGUGAAUAUUAAGUCACUAUUUCACUGUAGCCUCUAAAAGUGUGACUACAAUAAUCCAUUUGAUUCUGUCCUUCGGCCACCGUAGUAACUCAGGUGUGGUCGCGGGCACGUCCGCACUACUGUUGCAAUUCGGUUGCCGACCGCUAGAGGGUGCAGUUUGACCUCUUUCACCAAUUCAGCGUGACCUGCUCGUCAUCUGAGGACAAACGCGAGAUAAAACCGACACGCCAACCCUGUUAUAAUGUCGUGUUAUUAGUGUUGUAAAUGAAUUAGGGACGUUCUUUCGUGUGUAAAGACGACUUUGAAUGAUUCAUUCAUGCUGAAACGGAUGACAUCAUUGAUAGAGUGGCUGGUGUAAAGUGAGGGGUGUGGGAGGGGGUGUGUGAGGAGGAAGAAGAAGAAGAAGAGGAGACAUCGUGACAGUGGGAAUCUGGCACGGCUCGGCCCGGAUGUAAAAACGGGUCUUGCGAGGCGAUGAACCGCGUAGAUGCGUCGCUAUCCAGGGUCCUGAGUGACACCGAAGCAUCAGGCCAGACGACCGGUGAGAUGAUCCACUAUUAGUGAGUUGGAGCCAUCAAUAACCAUGGAGUUAAGAGUGGGAAACAAGUACCGCCUCGGGAGGAAGAUAGGGAGCGGAUCCUUUGGAGAUAUUUAUCUCGGUUCCAACCUCGCCACAGGGGAGGAAGUUGCCAUCAAGUUGGAAUGUGUCAAGACCAAGCAUCCACAGCUCCACAUUGAAAGUAAAUUCUACAAGAUGAUGCAGGGAGGAGUGGGUAUCCCGUCCAUCAAGUGGUGCGGAGCCGAGGGCGACUACAAUGUCAUGGUCAUGGAGCUGCUGGGCCCCAGUUUGGAGGACCUGUUCAACUUCUGCUCCCGCAAGUUCAGCCUGAAAACCGUCCUACUGCUUGCCGACCAGAUGAUCAGCAGGAUUGAGUACAUCCACCUGAAGAACUUCAUCCACAGAGACGUGAAGCCUGACAACUUCCUGAUGGGGCUUGGAAAGAAGGGCAACCUGGUGUACAUCAUCGACUUUGGCCUGGCUAAGAAAUACCGGGAUGCCCGAACACACCAGCACAUUCCCUAUCGAGAGAAUAAAAACCUCACCGGCACCGCCCGCUACGCCUCCAUCAACACCCACCUGGGCAUUGAGCAGUCAAGGCGAGAUGACCUGGAGUCGCUGGGCUACGUCCUCAUGUACUUCAACCUGGGCUCUCUGCCCUGGCAGGGGCUCAAGGCCGCCACCAAGAGGCAGAAGUACGAACGCAUCAGCGAGAAGAAAAUGUCCACUCCCAUUGAGGUGCUGUGCAAGGGCUACCCUUCUGUGUUCUCCACCUAUCUGAACCUGUGUCGCUCACUGCGCUUUGACGACAAGCCAGACUAUUCUUACCUGAGGCAGCUCUUCAGGAACCUUUUCCACAGACAGGGCUUCUCUUACGACUAUGUCUUUGAUUGGAGCAUGCUGAAAUUUGGGGCCAGCAGGACAACAGAGGAUGGAGACAAAGACCGUAAGGAGGAAAAACAGGAUGAGGACCGAGCAGGAGAAGGUCAGAGAGGUGCAGGUGGUCGAGCUUUGCCAUCUGGACCGAAACCUUCCGCAGCUAACCGAGUCAAGAAUGAAGCGGAUGUAGUUCCGUCUAAAGCGGUCACACGUGGGGUCCAGCAGUCAGGUAACCGCUCUCCGCAGGUGGGCCGAGCAGAACGAGUCGAGCGAGAGCGCAAAGUCGCCAUGAGGCUUCAUCGCGGCGCCCCCGCCAACCUGUCCUCUGGUGACCUCUCAGCGCGCCUCGACCAAUCACGCAUCACGGCAUCGCAGGUCAGUGUGCCAUUUGAACAUCUGGCAAAGUGAAUUCUUCACGCUGGUCAGAGGCAGCAGCUGCAGGGAAUCAACUACCCCUUGCUUUUCAAAUGCAUGAAUGAAGGCAUGACUGAGUGCAGGAGCAAGAAGAGGGUGCGUUUCAGGCACUUGAAUGGGAGAUAAAUGGUGUCCAUGUGCGAACACUGGUGGCCAGACGGAGCGGAAGUAACGCUUCAAUGAUGGAAGCCAGUGGGCCAAAAUAAAAAAACUUCACAAGUACUGGCCAGCACUGCUUGUAGGGUGCAGUUUGAACGAGUGAAGUGACAGAUCUCAAAUUGCCAGAUCUUCACCAGUAAUCACCGAUCCAUCCAUUCAGAGGCUCAACUUGCAAAGCAAAAUAUCAAAUGCACAAAUGUUCAGGUUUUUUUGUUUACAGCUGUGAUAAACUACAAUUUAAUGCCAAUGUUAAGGAGUUAAAUAUGCUGCAUAUUGAUGCCUUUCAUUUCUCGAAUAUAACAACCAACGUGACAGUCAGAGAUGUAUUAUUUGUGUAAUUAGGCGUUUCUUAGAAAUAGUCCAAAAUGUCUGUCUGUGUGUUAUCAUUGUACUUGUUUAUCAUUCUGCUUUGCCGAUCAGACCAAAAUACAGAAUGCAGGACGUAAAUUAUUGGGAUUAAUAAUCUUUUGUGAGGUAUUGAGAGAAGGAAAUGUGAAAAGAGGGAAUCUCACUGAGUGAAUGUUAUGAUAACACCUUAUUGCAGUGUGUAAAUUCAAAGAUCUUGGUGAUGUAUAUGUUGUACAUACAGUAUGUUUUUUUUUUUCAGAAAAAAUGUCAAAUGUGGCAAUAACUAUUUGCCAGAAUGUACCAGUAACAUAUGUUGUUUUUCCCUUAUGCAAGGAAUCCUGGGGUAGGAAAUCCAACAGAAAGGAACUCAUGAAUGAUGAUGUCUUGUGCAUUUCUUCACCAUAAACCAGUUUUGUUUAUGAUAUUUGUGUAUACUUUCAAAAUCAAUAAAAAAAUACUGUACAUACUGACA